Messenger RNA from Dendronephthya gigantea, 474 nucleotides. Its product is annotated as cysteine-rich DPF motif domain-containing protein 1-like. The record is from RefSeq and is a predicted model, not a curated record. NCBI's taxonomy places the organism in Eukaryota, Metazoa, Cnidaria, Anthozoa, Malacalcyonacea, Nephtheidae. The coding region runs from base 91 to 420 and encodes 109 amino acids. The transcript is spliced from 4 exons.
UGGAAAUUUAGACGAAAUUCUACGACUUUGGCUUGGAUUAUAUAUCGAGUACACUGUUGCGUUUGACUAUCUUUGUUUUUCGAAAAAAGAAUGGAAGGCAAGGCUCACUCAAUGGUUUUCCAAUGCAAAAAUUGCAAUUUUUCAACGCAUUACGACUAUUUUGGAAAGCAACCGCCGUUUUGUAAAGAAAUAAUAUUGCUUGAGAGUGUCUACGUCAUAAAAGAUCCAUUCACAAGAGAGACAGGAAUUGUGAUUCUUGGUGGUCACUGUGCUCUUUGUCAUACUGAAGUAUGUUGUGAUCAGAAAUGCAGUGUGUUUUAUUCUAAAAGAUUCUGUAUCCCAUGCAGUAUGAAAUAUUUCAAAGAGUUUCCAGCUGAAAUUCAGAAGGACGUACAAAAGAACGGAAACCUUGGACAAUAGAAAAUUUCGAAGGUUUUAUCAUUGACAGCGUUGAUGCAUGCAUGAUCUCGCGAU